AUGGCGUCUUUUCAUCCCUUGAUGGUCCUGCUGGUCAUGGUAAUUACUUGGCAUUUGGCUGACUGCAAUAGAGACACAACAAAAACAAGCCAUUACAGAAUACCAGAACAACCAAUAUUACCUCCUCAAUUUACUACUACUGGCUAUCAGUCCCUCCUCCCUAUUCCCAAACCUCCAUCAUCUCCUCAUAAACUACCUCAUAUUCCAGACCAUCCCUGGCCAAUGAAACCACCUACCCAUAAACCUCCAACUCCGUCGUCAAAUUAUUUAGUGAAACCGCCGCCCAUACAGAAGCCUACACCAGCUCCGCACCAUCCAUCACCUCCACAUGGGAAGUCACCACCUCCACUCAUUUACUAG
Messenger RNA from Impatiens glandulifera, 360 nucleotides. Its product is annotated as protein TRACHEARY ELEMENT DIFFERENTIATION-RELATED 7A-like. The transcript has a single exon. Lineage: Eukaryota; Viridiplantae; Streptophyta; Magnoliopsida; Ericales; Balsaminaceae. The coding region runs from base 1 to 360 and encodes 119 amino acids. The record is from RefSeq and is a predicted model, not a curated record.